Molecule: messenger RNA, 351 nt
Organism: Oikopleura dioica
Lineage: Eukaryota; Metazoa; Chordata; Appendicularia; Copelata; Oikopleuridae
Source: the annotation of a GenBank genome assembly
AUGCUCGACACCCCGUCCACCUCGUCAACCACCAUCCACGACGAUCCCAGCGUCGCCCAUAUGGAAGCUGAGAGCGCCGAAACUGCUCGCGCUGGUGGCAACCGCGAUCGGGAUCAAGCGCCCCUCCCCACUUUUGCUAAAAAGCCAAAGAAUUUGGCAAACGACUCACCAGCACCAUUGGCUCUCGACGACCCCCAGCCAUCAUUUUGCCUGGUGAAUCUCCCGUCGAUCAGGAGAUCUCCCACGCGAACCCAGCUGGAAGGCGAUCUACGAUUCGCUCGCCGAAAAUCUGGACGCUGUUGGUCGAGACCGACUCAAGGUCGAGCUCCAACGAUUGGAAGAGGCCUAUGA